ACCUCGGCUCGGCCCGCGCGAAAUUUGGAUCCCUCUGCCCGUGGCCACCUGCUCUCGGGGGAGGACCGGCGCGAGCCGGCAGAGGCCGACCUCCAGGCACCGCGGACUCUUCUGUGGCGCCCGAGCUCGGUACUUCCGGUGGCCCUGCGCCGCGCGGGCAGGCGAAGGGGGCCCGCGUCGCCCCGGCUAGGAAGGCGCGGGCGUGCCGAGGCGGAGGCCGCCACCAUGCCGGCCCGCUGCGUGGCCGCCCACUGCGGCAACACCACCAAGUCCGGGAAGUCGCUGUUCCGCUUCCCCAAGGACCGGGCCGUGCGGCUGCUGUGGGACCGCUUCGUGCGGGGCCGCCGCGCCGACUGGUACGGGGGCAACGACCGCUCUGUCAUCUGCUCGGACCACUUCGCUCCGGCCUGUUUUGACGUGUCUUCAGUUAUCCAGAAGAAUCUGCGCUUCUCGCAGCGCCUGAGGCUCGUGGCGGGCGCCGUGCCCACCCUGCACCGGCUGUCCGGCCCGGCACCCCAGGGGGAAGAAGAGGGAGAGCAAGCGGGCGGCCCCGAAAAGGGAGGAGAGCCCCAGGCGGUGAGGCAGGCGGAGGCCGCCCCGGGUCCAGCCUCCUGUACACUCCUACAGGCCAGGAAGAGGGCUGCGGCUUCACAGAUUACAUGUGAAAAUGAAAUUACGCAAACACAGGUCCGCGCUGAUCAUCUAUCUCCUGGUGUCACUUCAGUACCUACUCACUGUGAAGAAGGUCCAGUGCAUAAAAGUACGCAGAUUUCUCUGAAAAGGCCCCCUCACCGAAGUGUUGGUAUUCAGGCCAAGGUAAAAGUGUUUGGAAAACAACUGUGUAAUGCCACUACUCAGACAGAUGAAUUGCGGUCUGGAAGUGCCUCUCUCUUUGACAUUUACUCCAGUGACUCAGAGACAGAUGCAGACUGGGACCUUGAGAGUGAGCAGAGCAGUUUGCCUUACGCUGCUGUGCAGGUGAAAGAAGAAUCCUGUUAAAAACGCGACAUCAGGCUAAAAUUUUCCUGGUCUGGAGGUACCUAGAACCACAUCACAGUGUAUACGAGUAGAUACUGAGGUCCAAUCCGGACCAGGGGCUGUGCUAGACAUCUUCCACCAUCUGCUUUGAUCUACAGACCCGACUCAAUGAGGUAAGGAUCAUUCGGACCAUUUUACAGGUAUGAACACUGAAGAGCAGAGAGGUUGUGUAGCUAAGAUGUGGCAAGGCUGGUGUCGGAAU
Messenger RNA from Acinonyx jubatus (cheetah), 1240 nucleotides. RefSeq names its product THAP domain containing 10 (gene THAP10). The transcript has 4 exons. The record is from RefSeq and is a predicted model, not a curated record. Bases 226 to 999 code for a protein of 257 amino acids. Lineage: Eukaryota; Metazoa; Chordata; Mammalia; Carnivora; Felidae. Gene Ontology annotation, molecular function: sequence-specific DNA binding.